Molecule: messenger RNA, 1697 nt
Organism: Carya illinoinensis
Lineage: Eukaryota; Viridiplantae; Streptophyta; Magnoliopsida; Fagales; Juglandaceae
Product: putative pentatricopeptide repeat-containing protein At1g26500
Exons: 1
Coding region: 78-1616 (512 amino acids)
Molecular function (GO): protein binding
Source: RefSeq, a predicted model, not a curated record
AACAUCGCUUUGUUAAAUCCAAGGAUUCUCAUAAAUUCAUUUUUCCCUCCCGUUUGUCUCUGUUUCUCCCCAUCUCAAUGAUAGUCAGACGAAUGGCAAUUGCUGAAUCCAUCGUCAACCUUCUCUGUCGCCACCAUGUUCGUCUAUUUACGACCUCCCCUCCUCAGCCACCGCAUCUCUCCAACCCCACCACCAACACUGUUUCCCCAAUCAAUCCAGAUCACCUCCUCCGAGUCUGUACCAUUCUCUACCAGCAGCAGCUCUCCCCGGAGCCAAGACUCCACUCCAACCUCCGCGCCUGCCAGUCACAGUUCGACCAAGAAGAACACCUAACCCAUGAGCUCUUCCUCCAAGUCUGCAACAAUUUCCCCUAUUCAUGGCGCCCCGUUUACCGCUUCUUUCUGUACACCGACGCCAGCCCACGUUUCACUCACACCUCAGUUUCCUUCAACAAGCUGAUCGACGUGAUUGGCAAGUCCAGAAACAUUGACCUGUUCUGGGAACUUCUCCAGGAGAUGGGACGGCGUCGCCUCGUGAACGAUAAGACUUUUAGGAUUGCCCUCAAGACAUUGGCGGCGGCGAGGGAACUGAAGAAGUGCGUGGAGUUUUUCCACUUGAUGAAUGCAUGUGGGUACGAGUACAGUUUGGAUACUUUGAAUAAGGUGGUUGAACAUUUGUGUGGAAAUAGGCUUGUUGAGGAGGCUAAGUAUGUUGUGUCCAAGUUGAAAGACUCGAUAAAUCCUAGUGGGGUUACCUACGAGGGUUUGAUAAAGGGUUUCUGUGAUGUGGGUGAUUUGAUUGAGGCUUCAAAGGUUUGGAAUUUGAUGGUGGAUGAAGGAUUUGAGCCAGAUAUCGAUGCUGUUGAGAAAAUGAUGGAAAGCCUUUUGAAAAUUAAUCGGUACGACGAGGCGAUGAAGCUAUUCCAGACGAUGAGGACUAAGAGGAUUAACGAUUUGGGUCUUUCCUCUUACAGGCUUGUGAUUGAGUGGAUGUGUAAAAGGGGCAAGACUGCGCAAGCAUAUGCAUUGUUUGAAGAAAUGCGUGAGAGAGGGAUUCAAGCCGACAAUCUAACGCUGGCAUCAAUUAUUUACGGGCUUCUAGUGAGAGGUAGAGUUAGAGAGGCUUAUAGGAUUGGGGAAGGGAUUGAGAAACCGGAUAUAAGUGUAUACCAUGGUCUGAUCAAGGGACUUUUGAGGUUGAGAAAGGCGAGUGAUGCAACCCAAGUGUUCAGGAAGAUGAUAGAGAGAGGGUGUGAACCCACAAUGCAUACCUACAUAAUGUUAUUGCAAGGGCAUUUGGGAAAGAGGGGGAGGAAGGGAACAGACCCGCUUGUGAAUUUCGAAACCAUUUUUGUUGGAGGUUUGGUCAAAGCAGAGAAGUACUUAGAAGCCACCAAGUUUGUGGAGAGGGCGAUAUGGAAAGGGCUUGAGGUACCUAGAUUUGAUUAUAGCAAGUUCUUGCAUUAUUAUUCGAAUGAGGAAGGUGUAGUUAUGUUUGAAGAGGUGGCAAAGAAAUUGAGAGAGGUAGGGUUGUUUGAUUUGGCAGAUAUAUUUCAGAGGUACGGGGAGAAAAUGGCCACGAGAGACAGAAGAAGAGAUAGAACAACUGAACCUUGAAACCAUAUUUCAAUGAAGGAAUUUGUCGAUUAAGGUUUGUAGAUUAUGGUUAAUCAGGAAUUUGACGUUUCUUGGUGUGUA